Messenger RNA from Ictalurus punctatus (channel catfish), 2955 nucleotides. RefSeq names its product early growth response 4 (gene egr4). Gene Ontology annotation, biological process: regulation of transcription by RNA polymerase II. Bases 961 to 2190 code for a protein of 409 amino acids. The record is from RefSeq and is a predicted model, not a curated record. Gene Ontology annotation, molecular function: DNA-binding transcription factor activity, RNA polymerase II-specific; RNA polymerase II cis-regulatory region sequence-specific DNA binding. NCBI's taxonomy places the organism in Eukaryota, Metazoa, Chordata, Actinopteri, Siluriformes, Ictaluridae. The transcript has 2 exons.
GUGGUUAGGGAUGAAAGAUGAGAGCGCGGAUGUCGGAUGCUGCAGCCGCAGUGUUGUGGUCGCUGUCCGCGGUGCUGAAAGCUGCACACAGCCCCAAGCCUCUACUGCAAACGAGUGCAACUUGUGGAGCUCAGAGCAGCCUGUUGUCUUUUGCAUUAACACUGUUUUGUAAGAAAGAAAUGCAUACAGUUUUUAUUUAUGUACAAGCAAGGAAAAGCAAUCACGCACAGUAACGCAAAAAACACAAACACGAGCUAUUAAACAUCUAUGCAGACAGAAAAAAAAAACAGUACGCCAUUACAUUAAACAGUCCUGGCAGGGUUUAUUGGGUUUAUUGGUCAUGUUGGGUUUAUAAAAUCACUCUAGACGCACAUUCAGCAAUGGAGAUGUUGCAGCACGCUUAAUGGCGGAUUGAUAUUAGGAGAAGAUUAGCGGCUUGGUUGCUUCUGUAGACGAUAUUUCCCAUAAACAUUAGUUAUUUAGCAUUAGUGUUUAACAGCAAUCCAUUUACAAACAGCUCAGUCUCCUGCUCAGACUGUUUUACCGCAUCGGUCUUCAGGACAAUCGCCUCUGCGUCACAUUCCCUCUUGCCCAUUUUCGGAGGGGGAAACCCCGUCACAUCCUCUGCCCAUAUUUGGGCAGCAGCGGACCGAAGUCGGUACACGGCGGGGAAUCCUCGAGCCGACGUAGAUGAGCGAGAGGCGGAGUCCCGGUUAAGACGACCGGUAUAAAAGAGGGACGAGGGAUUCCGGUAAACGUAGCGACGGCGAAGAGCAACCGAAGACCCACCGAACGAUCUUCGCCUAACGGGAACGCACAGGGAAUCCCGAAAACCCCAAACCCUGAGAUUGAUUACUUCUCACGCACACGCUGGCGGAAUUGAUCAUUUGAUCCGUGACUUGUGGAUUUGCACAGCACUUUUGAUUUUCGCGACGGGAUUUCACCACCAAAGGAAGCAUUAUGAUCAGUACAGUGGACUUCAGCGCGCUGGACUUUCUCUGCGCAGCGACGGAAAACGGCGCUCAGACCGAGCGUGAUGCCGACUUUGAGGGGCUUUUGAAGCCUAAAGUUGAGCAGCCGGAUCCUGCUUUCUUCGCAGACCUGAGUGAGAGCUCGGCUGACGGGCUGCCUCCUUCCCCGCUGACAUACACCGGCACCUUCCACACCGAGACAGCAGCGUGCAGCGCGGACGCUCUCCUAAACAUGAUCACGGAGAUCGUGGGCAUCUGCACAAAUCCCAUAUAUGACAGCCACCGCGAUGACUUCUCGCAGUCGGUGGCGAGCGCGAGCUCCCGCGGCAGCGCGCUCUACAGACAGGGCUCGGUGGGCUCCACGGCCAGCUCCACCCCCUCGCUGGGAUCCCCUGAGCCCCUCUGCAACGAUCCCUCAGACGACUUCAAGGAUAUGGCGAGCCUGCAGCAGCUGUUCCCGGUGACUGUUAAAAAGGAGCGCGAGGACGACUACCGAGGGUGCGACUUCUUUGAAGAGUUGAGUGUGUCAGACACCCGUUUCUCAGAUCAGGACGCAGACCUGGACGACAUCAUCGACCUGCUUUCCCCACUCUGCCCCGAGACGGACUCUCUGGACACUUCUGCUUUGGACACUUGGAUAAAACAGGAGCCAUUUUGCGUCGAGCAGUGCUCACACAGCGCUCCCCUGAGCACCACAUCAAACCAAGCUUCCGCCACCACUCCAUCCACUCUUACCGGAAACGCUUUCUACAGGGCAGCCUUCCCCAACGGCCAGGUGUUUGAUCUGAACUGCUCCUCGGUGCUGGACUCUCUGCUCUUCUCUAACUCUUCAACCACCAGAAGCCGAGGCCAAUCGACUAAAACGGGCACCAGGAAGGGCGCCCCGCGUGAAAAACCCUUUUCCUGCCCGGUGGAAAACUGCGAUCGUCGCUUCUCGCGCUCCGACGAGCUGAACCGCCAUGUGCGCAUCCACACCGGCCACAAGCCGUUCCAGUGCCGGGUGUGCUUGCGGUGCUUCAGCCGCAGCGACCACCUGACAACACACAUGCGCACGCACACUGGUGAGAAGCCCUUCUCGUGCGACGUGUGCGGUCGCCGCUUCGCCCGGAGCGACGAAAGAAAGAGGCACUGGCGGGUGCACCUCAAGCAGAGGGAGAGGAUGCAACAGAAGGCCGAGCUCCUGGCAGCACGCGCUUUCGCCUUACCGGGCCUCGUGUGAGCGCGCGCUAUUGAGAACUAACCCUUUGUGUUCACCCGCUCUGAAAGAAAGCCUCUGGUUAAAGUAAAGCCCAGUUCACCUGCGCGAGCCGGUGCAUGGAUGGAAGUAGCGCGAAGCUGAAAGUUGCAAUCCCGCAACACUUUGGGGACUGGUUGAGGAGAAAAGUGGCGCGAUUGUUGCAUCACAUCCGGUGGAUUUCCGGCACGCAGGCGCCGCGCUGUUAUCGCUUUUACGAGGUCAUAAUCAAGACUGCACAUAACUUGAACUCUCCAUCGAGUGUCGUUUUUUUUCUUUUAUGCUGUUAACGAAAAUGCAUGUUUCAUUCAAAAUGUUAUUAAUACCUAAAGUUUGGCAGUGCUAGGCCAUGUCAGCAUGCACAUGAUCCAACUUUCUAUGGUCUCCAUGUUGUGUUUUGAUACUUCAUUGUGUAUAAAUCCGAAAACUAAAGAAGCCUAUAUUUGUAUAUUUUGGAUGGUUAUUUUUCUACAGAACACACACGAGAGAAGAAUAUCUUCUUAUAGAUUUUAUCAGAUUGUUGUAUUCAACUUUUUGACACUGGAGCGAGCUUGACUGGUUCCCUGCGAACCAAAUGCAGACGAAGACAUCAACAUAGUAGUUGAAUUUCAGUAGCACACUUAGUUGUGCAGAUAUCUUUUUUUCUGUCUAUUUGCUUUAAAAACAAAAAACAAAAAAAAAAAAAACAAAUGAAAUGUUGUGAAAUGCCACGCUGUUUAAAGCCUAAUGGAUAUUCCAAAUAAUUUAUGA